AUGCCAAGCGAGAAAAGCAAGCCGCUUCGCACGCGGAAGCGCAAGCACCGGAAGAAGAAUGCUGAGACACCUCCGCAGCCCAUGGAGACAGAGAAGGCGACACGUACUGCGCAGUCCACCUGGACUUCUAGUGGACAUAGUGGGCUGGAGAUUGAUGAGCUGGUGAAGGGCGACACCUACACCUGGCUGCGAAGUGGUCUCCUGGGCCGUGGAGCUAUGGGCACGGUUUGGAAGGCAGAAGUUGUCAACACACAGAAGAUCUUGGCUGUGAAGGAGGUGGACCUUGACGUAAACCUGCAAGUGCCAAGUGAAAUUGCCGCUGAAGUCGACACGCAUCGUGAGCUCAAGCAUCCCAACAUUGUAUUGUCGAAGUAUUACAUGUAUUUGGAGUUCAUGCCGGGGGGCUCCCUCCGGCAAUUGUUGAAACGCGACGGGCCCUUGGCAGAGCCCCAAAUCCGCACCUAUGCCUCCCAGCUCCUCAGUGCUGUGAGCUGCAUACACCGAUGCGGGAUAUUACAUCGAGACAUUAAAACGGCGAAUGUCCUCCUGACAGAGGAUAAGACGUGCGUCAAGCUAGCUGACUUUGGGUGCGCAAAGAAGUCCAAAAUCAGCGCAAAGCACACGUUCCGAGGAUCUGUUCUUUGGAUGGCGCCUGAGAUCAUCAAUGGAGAGAAGUAUGGUUCUAGAGCCGAUAUCUGGAGCCUCGGUUGUACUUUGAUCGAAAUGGUAACAGCUCAGCCCCCCUGGGGCAAGUUUUCCUCACAAUUGGCGGCCAUGAUGCACAUAGCUUGUUGUGAACAGUCACCGCCGCUCGAAGAAGAUGUCAGUCCCCACCUGCGGGACUUUGUGAGCAUUUGCACGCGACGGACUCCAAAGGAACGUCCACGAGCCUGCAAACUUAUUCAGCAUGCUUUCUUGAAUUCGUGUGGCCGUGAGUUGCCCGUGGAACUCACCUGA
Molecule: messenger RNA, 957 nt
Organism: Symbiodinium natans
Lineage: Eukaryota; Dinophyceae; Suessiales; Symbiodiniaceae
Source: the annotation of a GenBank genome assembly